AUGCAGACUGCUUCUACAAACAUUUGUGAAAGACUGUGCAAUAAGCCCAUAAGUGAAAUUUCCUUGCUACUAAAUAUUCUACGGUCAACUGUUAGUAAUAUUAUAGCAACAUGGAAGCAACUGGGAACAACAGCAACUUAGCCACGAAGUGGUAGGCCACAUAAAAUGACAGAGCGGGGUCAGCGCAUGCUGAUACACACAGUACGCAGAAGUUGCCACCUGUUUGCAGAGUCAAUAGCUAAAGACCUCCAAACUUUGUGUGGCCUUCAGAUUAGCACAACAGUGUGUAGAGAACUUCAUGGAAUGGGUUUCCAUGGUCGAGCAGCUGCAUCCAAACCUUACAUCACGAAGUGCAAUGCAAAGCAUCGGAUAUAGUGGUGUAAAGCACACCGCCACUGGACUGUAG
Messenger RNA from Staurois parvus, 406 nucleotides. Lineage: Eukaryota; Metazoa; Chordata; Amphibia; Anura; Ranidae. The record is from the annotation of a GenBank genome assembly.